AUGACUCAGAAAUGCUUUCGCUGGAUAUUACGGCUAGCAUUCUACGAGGUUUCAAGGAAAAUAGCUGUUGCCAAAAAGCUCCACGAUAUCGGCGAAGAGUUGAUAUUACCUUGCUGCAAAGAUAUCAUAUCGAAUGUGUUGGGAAGUUCUGAACUUCUGAAGCUGAAGCAUGUCUCUCUCUCAAACGAUACUCUUGAUGAAACGACGGAUGUUGCCAACGUGACCCACCUUUGCGUCUGUCUACGUUAUGUAUUUAACAAUCACCUGGAAGACGAAUUCCUGUUUUGCGAAACCCUCAACACCAAAACAAUCGCAAGGGAAAUAUUUAACAAAGUGGACAAAUCUUUUGAGGUUCAUGAUAUCAACUGGGAGUAUGUCAUUUGCGUGUGCACCGACGGCGCUCCGGCGAUGGUUGGUUGCUGUUCCGGUUUUCAAACUUUGGUGAAAGAAAAAUCCCCAGGUGCUAUUGAUACACACUGCACAAUUCAUCAACAAGCACUAAUUGUGAAAACAAUGCCUGAUGAGUUAAAAAAUGUUCUGAAACCGCGGUGA
This is a messenger RNA of Octopus sinensis (East Asian common octopus), 552 nucleotides long. Its product is annotated as zinc finger BED domain-containing protein 5-like. The transcript is spliced from 2 exons. NCBI's taxonomy places the organism in Eukaryota, Metazoa, Mollusca, Cephalopoda, Octopoda, Octopodidae. The record is from RefSeq and is a predicted model, not a curated record. The coding region runs from base 1 to 552 and encodes 183 amino acids.